Phytophthora sojae is the source of this 582-nucleotide messenger RNA. RefSeq lists its product as hypothetical. NCBI's taxonomy places the organism in Eukaryota, Oomycota, Peronosporomycetes, Peronosporales, Peronosporaceae. The transcript is spliced from 2 exons. The record is from RefSeq and is a predicted model, not a curated record. Bases 1 to 582 code for a protein of 193 amino acids.
AUGAGGGCUCCAUCAGGACCAGUAAUUCAAGUCGGAGGUGUCGCUCACAAGCGCCGAGUUGGCUCGCAUGAUGCUGUGAGACUCCAAAGCAUUCUCAACCAAGAUUUGGAUGAAUCAGAUGAAAUUAGAGCUGAUCGUGAACACGAGACCCGUGUGCGUGACGGUGAGUGCGGCUCAGCUGAUAAACCAAGCUCCAGUAAGAACAAGGCUAAGAACAACAGCAAAAAGGAGAAGAACGCCAAAAAGAAGCCCAAGAAGUUUUUCUUCACGCAAGAAGCCGAUCUCGCGCUGUUCAAGGAGAUGCUCAGCCUUGAACCUUACGCCGCCGAACAUGGGUUCAAGAAGCAACGCUACCAGCAAGUCGCGGAUAACCUGAGUGAGCAUCUGAAGGUGAAAUUGCUGGAUCGAACUGUGAAAGACCGUUUGGAGCUGCUGCUCGCCGAGUUCAAGCUCGACGAUCAAUCGUACCGAAAGAAAUCGGGGGGUUCUGAGCAGUAUACAGAACACAAGCGGCUUCUUCAAGAUAUCUCGGACCGCAUCCGCGAUGUGGAGGAGGAAAAGAAGAAGAAAAACAAGAAGUAG